AUGGCAAGCAGGAGUUUGAAGAGAUCUCUUAAAAAAGAGUUGUCUUUCUGUGAGCCAGCAGAAAACAGGCACAGAAGCAUUACAGUUGGUGCUCACACAAGCUGCUCACUAUUAAAAUUCCUGUGCCCCACAGACGAACAAGAGGCCUUGAACUCCAUCAUGAAGGACCUGGUAGCACUCCAGAUGAGUCGGCGUCACAGACUGACUGGAUUUGAUACCAUGAAGAAUAAAGACACCUCUCACUCCAACAAACAGAAAAAGCACAAUGCCAGCAGUCCACCCCUCUUGGGCAGCCCUGCAAUAACAAACCAGUGUGCCUCUGCAGUGGAAGAAAAAAAAAUUCCGAAUGAUGUAAGGAUAAAGUUUGAAUAUAAUGGGGAAAGACGAAUUAUCCCUUUUGUCCGUCCCGUGCGCUAUGAAGAUGUGCAACAGAAAGUGAAAACAGCCUUUGGGCAGCCUCUGGACCUCCACUACCUGAACAAUGAGCUUUCUAUUCCUUUGAAAAACCAAGAUGACCUGGAUAAAGCAGUAGAUCUCUUAGACCGAAGCUCUAAUGUGAAAAGCCUUAGAAUAUUACUGCUUUCUCAGGACAGAAACCAUACCAGUUCUUCUCCCCAUUCUGGACUGCCCAAACAAGUCAGGAUUAAAACCUCCCAAUCUGUGGGGGAUGUGAACACACCUUACCAGCAGGCAGAGCCCCGAAGCAGGCACCUUUCUGUCAGUUCCCAGAACACAGGCCGGAGUUCUCCACCUCCUGGGUACGUUCCUGAGAGGCAGCAGCGCAUCGCUCGGCAGGGUUCCUACACCAGCAUCAACAGUGAAGGCGAAUUCAUCCCCGAAACCAACGAGCAGUGUAUGCUUGACCCUUUAAGCAGUGCUGAGAACUCGGUGUCAGGAAGCUGUCAGUCCUUGGACAGGUCAGCAGACAGUCCCUCAUUUCGGAAGUCACGGAUGUCAAGGGCACAAAGCUUUCCUGAUAAUAGACAGGAGUUCUCAGACCGUGAGAAUCAGAUCUAUGACAAAGCUGGGAAAGGUGGCACCUACCCGCGGCGCUACAACGUCUCCAUGCAGCACAAGGACUACAAUGACGGUCGGCGGACGUUUCCCCGGAUACGGCGUCACCAAGGGAAUCUUUUCACUCUGGUACCUUCAAGUCGUUCCUUAAGCACCAAUGGGGAAAACCUGGGCCUGGCAUUGCAGUACCUGGACUCCCGGGGGCGCCUGCGGAGUGCUGACAGUGAAAAUGCCCUUGCUGUGCAGGAGAGGAACAUUCCCACUAAAUCUCCAAGCGCUCCGAUAAAUUGGCGACGAGGAAAACUGCUGGGCCAGGGAGCCUUUGGUCGUGUGUAUCUGUGCUAUGAUGUGGACACGGGCAGAGAGCUGGCAGCUAAGCAGGUCCAGUUUGACCCAGAGAGUCCUGAAACGAGCAAGGAAGUGAGUGCCCUGGAGUGUGAAAUUCAGCUGCUGAAGAACCUCCAGCACGAACGUAUUGUGCAGUAUUAUGGAUGCCUGCGGGAUCGAGCAGAGAAGACCUUGACCAUCUUCAUGGAGUACAUGCCAGGGGGGUCAGUGAAGGACCAGCUGAAGGCAUAUGGUGCUCUCACAGAAAAUGUAACUCGGAAAUACACUCGCCAGAUUCUCGAGGGAGUCUCAUACCUUCACAGCAACAUGAUUGUGCAUAGGGACAUAAAGGGAGCCAAUAUUCUCCGUGACUCUGCUGGGAAUGUGAAGCUUGGGGACUUUGGGGCCAGCAAACGGCUGCAGACAAUCUGUAUGUCUGGAACAGGCAUCCGCUCUGUCACUGGCACUCCAUAUUGGAUGAGCCCAGAGGUGAUCAGCGGAGAGGGCUAUGGAAGAAAAGCAGACGUAUGGAGCCUCGGUUGUACUGUUGUGGAAAUGCUGACAGAGAAACCACCCUGGGCAGAGUACGAAGCCAUGGCAGCCAUUUUCAAAAUUGCCACCCAGCCAACCAACCCCCAGCUCCCUUCCCACAUAUCAGAACAUUGCCGGGACUUCCUAAAGCGAAUCUUUGUGGAAGCCAGGCACAGACCCUCUGCUGAAGAGCUGCUCAGACAUCAGUUUGCACAGCUCCAGUACUGAAUUACCUCCCUUGCUAGCGGCUCCUGCUGGGCUCUCAGUGCUCCAUCUGGUGUAGUUGCAACUGCCCAUUGUGGUGCUGCGUCUUCAAAAUGCCAACUCAGCUGUCCUAGUCCUUUGGGGAAGUUAUACCAAGGAACCUAGGGUCUGCCCUUGUGCCUGAUACCUUUGUUUGCUGGACUAAUGUUUAUUCUACCGACAGCUGUCCAAACAGAGCUGCGUUUUGCCCUAGUUACCUUGAUGUGAAAUUGUAGCUGGCUGCGUGUUUUCUGCGGGCCCAAGAGUGGGAAUGUAAGAAGUGUCUCGCUGGUUGAACCUGGAAGAAAUCUGAACCGGUGUGGGAACUGGAAGAGCUACCCUCUCCAUAACAGAAACGUGCUACAGCUUUCAAGAUCAGCUUUCUACAAGUGGUUACUCGUGUGGGUCACUGUUUUCCAGACUUCUAGGGCUUUAGAGAUAUCUGGAGUACAUGAAUCCAGCAAAAAGCCAUGUGUCAUUGAGCAUGCGCUCGCUAUAUUAUAUAUUUUUCUUCUUAAGUAUUCAGCAUCUGAAGGUGUUCAGAAAAUAUUGAUUCAAAAGUAUGUGAAUAGUGUUAUUUUAUAAUGAAACCAUGGAUUUGGGGGUGGGGGCGAGGGAGGUCUUUCUAGCUAAAUGUCAGGAUAAUCAGAAAUGUUGCAGCAGAAUGCAAUCACUCUAGAGCCUGAGAAAAGGGCUCUCCCACCAACAUUGGAAAGUCCAGAGCUUGAUUUCCAAGGCUUGAUCUGUCCUAGCAUUAAAGCAGUGUUGGUUCGUUUGUGCUCCUGGUUCAUCUCCCUGAGGCUGCUGGGUCUGAAGAAAGCCCUGCUGGAAGGGAGUCGUGCAGAACAGCUUUUUGUUGCACCAAUAUUUUGGCUGGUAACAUUUUUACUAUCCCUUAAACCAAAGAUAGUUAACCUGGUGCCUGGGAAUUUACUUCAGGAAAAGCUUAGGUGUUCCUUUGGUGGCCCAGCCUAGUGGAAAAUUAAGGAAAUGGAUUGCCUUUUUUCACAUGGAGAAUUUGCUGGACAGCAAUUUUACUUGUGCACAUUAAGUCAGAGUCAAGCUCAUCCCCUCACGGUGUGCAUUGUGUUCUAUAUGCAUGCAGGUGUUCAUUUUAAGGUUCCCAUAAAAUGUUUUGACCCCAUUUAAAUAAGCUUUUGUACAGAUUAAGUCAGUGGAACAAGGAGAACACUUGUAAUGCUAGCAGAUGUCUGAAACUAUCUGACCAAGAGGAGAGUUACAGAGAUCCCCAUACAGGCAUAUUACAAACGGAUACAUCCAAGCCAUUCUGCAUUUGUGUGUAGCACACCUCUGGUAACAGAGUUCCUGAUGGCUUACUGCCCUCAAAUCCUGCAUUGGGACACCAGUGGUCCUUAUUUCACACAGGAGAGCAGCAGCUUUUAAGUGCUGGGGGUUCCUGUGUUAAUUAAAAGUGUCCUGCAUGAAAUAAAACUAAGAGAAGCAAGCAAAUUACUAGCUGAAGUAUUGCUUCAUAGAGCAACACUAAAGGUGUUCUCUUGUAUUGGAAACCAUUUUCCAAAGGGCCCACAUGCUUUUCUCUUCCCCCAAAAAUCCUUGAAAGUUGCUUCAUGAUGCAGCAAAAUUAACAAGAAUUCAUGUUAAGCUCUUGACAGGAUAAAGCAAGUUUUAAUGUGAGCUUAGGAUCCUUGAACACACCACGAAUAAUAGGAUAUUGAAUUAGAAGAGGGGAAAAAAAAAAAGAAGAAAAAAAAAAGCCUGGAAAAGAUUUAACAAUCUUGUUUUUUUUCUGUGCCAAACUCAGAGCAAUAUGUAAUGGGUGGAAGCAAGUUAGUGUUGGUUUCACUUUCGGGCUCUCCUGCACUGCUACAAGGAUGCACUGUUUCAGUUUCAGGCACUUAGGGGGAUUUUAUUCUCAUGAAAGCCCUUGUUCUGUAAUUUAUUGAGUGAGAGCACUUCUAUUGAUCUCCUUAGAGCCUGGAACUUGACUCCAAAUUGUCCAACACGUGGCCUGUCUUUCGGCCUGCACUUCACUAUUGCUUGCACCAGAGGGAAGUGAGGGCAUGACGCUGCUGUUCUGUUCUGGGGAGCAUCUGACACCACUUGGCUGCAGUGUAAAUGGCUUCAGAGGGAUGCCAAGGCCUUCCUGCAGCCUUGACAGGAGUGGUCAGCAGUCCUAUGCGGCCCGGUAGCACUCUUCAAGCCUUGCAACUACAAAUAUACCAAAGAUUGGAAUCUUUAAUUACCCCCCUUGAACCUGCAGAUGCACAGGAGCAAUGUCGAUCCUUUCCACAUAGGCUUCUCUCUUCCCUUGGCUUGUCCUCACCAAACAGAGACCUCCUUCCGUGGUCUUUCCUUGCUGUCCCACACAUUGUGAUUUGGGAGAAUAGGGCAUGAGGAAAUGGUGUCACUUUUAAUAUUUCAAAGCAGCGAAAUCCUCAGGAUCUGUUGUGGCUUUUACCUCAUACGCAUCAUGGAAGGCUGUUCCAGAGCAAAGCAAAGAGCAUCACGGACUGAUGGGCUCAGUCCUUUCCCUGCCAGAGCUUCUGGUCCUUCCCACCACCUCUGCUGAAAUGUGCCUACUCCGUGUAUACACUUGUAUUCCAGUCUGUAUUAAUGAAAGCCAAUAGCAAUCGUACAGCGACAGAGAACAUGGGGUGCCAGCUUGGACUUCUUGUAUUCCAGUCCCUGACCCAAUGCCACCCGUUCGGCACAGGAACAAGCCAAAGCAUUACUUGUGUGUUUGGAGAUGCACUUUUAUGAAUGUAGUUUAUAUCGCUCUUUUUUAGCUCUUUUUACAUCAUGUAAACGGUGAUGCCUCAUACUUUUUUUUUUUUUUUUUUUUUUUAAUUUAUAUCGUAAAAGAUCAUAUUUGGUGAUUUUUAUAUAUAUCGACUCGACUGUUAUGGGGUUGGGGGGAGGAUGGGAAAUAAAUUUGACGCCUUUAUGAAUUUAAAAAGGAAAAAAAAGCAGCUGGUUUUGCAGAGAAUUCGCUGAUGGUUUAUAACGAGUAGAGCCAAGCCAAAAUGCCUUCUUUGUUUCCUCACAGCCACCUUGAUUAUGGGGAGAUCUGGAUUCUGAUGUCCACUGCUGCACUGAAUAACCUUGAGGCUGGCAUCUGUCCUGCAGUCUCUUUGCGCAGCCCUGAGAGCAAAAAAAAUGCAAGUGGACGUAAAUGUAAUGACAGCCCUGAAUUGAGUUACAUCUGGCCUCUUGAUCCUGGCAGAAUUGGGAGAAAAUGGGAAUAAACUUGUUCAGAGGAGGGUGGCCAGGCUAACAGCAAAAUGCUGCGUCCAUUCCAAAGUCGCUUUGUGUUUUCAGCUGUUCCUGCCUGGGAGGGAGAUGGAGCGAGUGCUUCGCACUGAUGGGAGGUGCUGCACAAGUGGAGGAGAUUCAUAUUUUUUUUUACCAAAUGUAUUUUAUCAGAGUGCUGCUAUCCUGGAACAGCCGAAACUUCGAGCAGGAAAAUGUUGGAGGUUCCCAUCAGAGAGGAGCUUUGGGAACAGAGGAUUUGGCAAACUGUGAGCUUGUCAGGAAGCAAACUGUUGGCAUUUUGGUCUUGGCGUGACGAUUCUGUGCAUUCCAGGUUACUGGCUUCUUCUCCAGUAAAAUCUAAUAUUUGCCUAUUCCGAUUGCUGCACAUUGCAGCAAUUUUCACAUUUUUGGAGUAAUAUUCCACAGGACUUGGAGAUACUCCAAAGAUUUCCCUUUGCCAUUAAUUACCAAAACAAACUGACCCAGAGGGACGUUGGUACCCGCUCAGGUGAGUGGGUAUUUCCAAGUGCCAAGAGAGCAGAGAUAAUCUGUGAAAGCUGGGCAAGUGUGGGCAAAGCUCAGAUAUUUAAAGCUCUACAGGGAAAGGACUGGAUCAGAUCCCCAUGACUGGUGCUUAGCUUAAUACUGCUGGGUGGAAAGAUUUUAUGUAUUUGAAUAUCUGCUGUCCUGUCACCUGUAUGCCUGUGGAGCUGGGAGCAUUCAGUGUUCUGUGGGUUAAUGAUAUUUGGGCUUCAUGUCUUUCAACCUUAUUCAGGAGCAAAUUGACCAGCAGCUCUGAAUUCCCCAGCUAGGAAAGGCCUAAAGGUGGUUUUGAAAUGUGGAAAAGGACACAGUUGCCCAUCAGUGCCUGCCUGACAUCAGCUGUGCAGAGCAGGCAGAAGUUGCUGUAACCUGGAUUGUGCAGAAGACCUUGAACCAGUAUCUAUAUGUACCGACCGGGGGCUUGCAGUGCAAAGCCAGGCCAAUGUAUCGUUUUAUUUACAAUAAAAUUAUCAUUUAUAUGAAA
Centrocercus urophasianus (Greater sage-grouse) is the source of this 6376-nucleotide messenger RNA. RefSeq names its product mitogen-activated protein kinase kinase kinase 3 (gene MAP3K3). Lineage: Eukaryota; Metazoa; Chordata; Aves; Galliformes; Phasianidae. The coding region runs from base 1 to 2100 and encodes 699 amino acids. Gene Ontology annotation, biological process: protein phosphorylation. The record is from RefSeq and is a predicted model, not a curated record. Gene Ontology annotation, molecular function: protein binding; ATP binding; protein kinase activity. The transcript is spliced from 17 exons.